Messenger RNA from Gekko japonicus, 1329 nucleotides. RefSeq names its product interferon-inducible GTPase 5-like. Bases 115 to 1305 code for a protein of 396 amino acids. The transcript is spliced from 3 exons. Gene Ontology annotation, molecular function: GTP binding; GTPase activity. NCBI's taxonomy places the organism in Eukaryota, Metazoa, Chordata, Lepidosauria, Squamata, Gekkonidae. The record is from RefSeq and is a predicted model, not a curated record. Gene Ontology annotation, cellular component: membrane.
UUGGGGAGCCAGGGAAAAAAGCCCCCCACCCAACCAAACAACUGGUGGCCACUGAUUCUUUGAUUCCUCAAAGCAGCCCGCCCUUGGCUACAAACGUAAUCAAGAAGAACCAGUAUGGGAUCUCUCAUCUCAAAACCGUUGGAAAGUCGUGAACUGGAAAAGAUGAAGGCAGCUUUGGAGAAUAACAGUCUCUCGGAAGUGAUAGGCCAAAGUAACAUUAACUUGAAUUUGUUGAAGAACACCACUUUAGACAUCGCCAUCACAGGAGAGUCGGGUGCUGGGAAAUCAGCGCUUGUCAAUGCCCUGCGAGGAAUGACAGACUUUGAAGAAGGUGCAGCUGAGACUGGCAUCACAGAAACUACAGUGGAGUCAAAGGGAUAUCCACAUCCCACAUCCCCCAAAGUAACAAUAUGGGAUCUUCCAGGAAUUGGGACACUUAACUUUAAAGCAAAAGAAUACCUGCAGAUGGUAAAAUUUGAAAAAUAUGAUUUCUUCAUGAUCCUUUCCUCCGAACGCUUCACCGAGAAUGACGUGCUCCUGGCCCGUGAAAUCCAAAAGAUGAAGAAGACGUUUUACUACGUGCGCACCAAAGUGGAUGUCAGUGUAGAUUCUGAAAAAAGCAGGCCAAACUUUAGUGAGGAAGAAACUCUCAAGAAGUUAAAGAAAUAUUUGUGUGAUGGUCUGAAAACAGCAGGAGAACCUAAUCCAAGGGUUUUCCUGAUCUCCAGAAAGGAUUUGAAUAUGUAUGAUUUCCCACUCUUGCGAGAGACCUUAGCAAAUGACCUGGAUGAUCUCAAGAGGUAUGCCUUAAUUACAACAAUGCCAAAUUUAUCAAGAGAAGUCCUGAAGAAGAAGAAGAUCACUGUGGAGGCCCUUAUAUGGACAGCAUCCCUUGUGUCUGGUAGUGUUGGGGCAAUUCCUGUCCCUGGGGUCUCUACUGUUUGUGAUCUUGGCAUCUUGGUGGGAACAAUGAUAGAUUUAUGCAAGGUGUUUGGCUUGGAUGAGGAUUCUCUCUGUAGAUGUGCGAGCCGAGUUGGCAAACCUGUUGAUAUGUUGAGAUCGGCUAUUGAGAAGUCCAGAGUGGCUAACAAGAUCACACCUGCAUUUGUAAUGGAUCUUUUGCAGAAGUCAACUCUGUUUAAAACAAUGACAGCAGCAGAACUUGUUCUUGAUUAUAUACCUGUGUUGUGCUCUGUAUUUGGUGCAAUUGGUUCAUUUGCCACUACAUUCUACAUGCUGACGAAGUUCGUGAAAAAUCUUGAAGAAGAUGCUGCAAAUGUUCUGGAUAUAGCUGCUGAGCAUUAAGACUUUCAACUAAAGACCCUAAAC